AUGGCGAUUACUGCGAGGAAUGCGGUUGGAGUCGAGCACAAUCUGUCGCUCGAAGUACCCGAAGUUGGGAGUCGUCAGGCUGUAGUGCUUGCGCCCACCCUGCUUUUGGCACGUUUCCUUCCCUUCAUGGUCGCAUCGCAAACGGCUGUUGCGAUUGGUGUGCAACAAGUUCUGUACGUCUCUGAUUUGGAACACGAUCAUUCCAAGGUUGUCGCGUUUUAUGUGCGUGUAUGA
Parastagonospora nodorum SN15 is the source of this 234-nucleotide messenger RNA. RefSeq lists its product as hypothetical. NCBI's taxonomy places the organism in Eukaryota, Fungi, Ascomycota, Dothideomycetes, Pleosporales, Phaeosphaeriaceae. The transcript has 2 exons. Bases 1 to 234 code for a protein of 77 amino acids. The record is from RefSeq and is a predicted model, not a curated record.